AUGUCCGAAAAUGAUAUUGAUCCAAAUAAAUACAGCGAACUGAGGAGUAUCUAUAAACACUACAUUGAUUCAUAUAUUGCGUUGUAUCAGCUAAAAACGGAAAAAGAAGAAGAAAUAAAAGACAUUUACCAACAGAUCAAAACAGAAUUGAUUGAUUCAAAGACAUACCCACCGAAAAAGAUUAUUAAAGACAUUUUAUGUAUCGUUCCGUAUAAUAAUCGCUAUACGAAGUCAUAUUUAUUUCUUGUCAAACACAUAUCUGAUGAUUAUCAUGUCACAGAUAUCAGGAAUGUUGAACAUAUUUCAAACUUCCUGUUUUAUAAAGAAUAUGGAAUUAAAUUAGACAAAUCUGAUGAUUUUGAAAAAAUUAACUCAGAAAAUCUGGAUAUUCAUAAAGAAAAUACGAUUUACAGAGCAAUUAUGUAUAAUGAUUUAGAAAGAUUCAUUACAUUCACUGAAAUGGAUGGAUUUGAUAAAGAUCAAAAACUUAAAAGUAGUUUAUAUCCAAAUUUUCAUCACAUUGUAUAUUCAUUACUUGAAUUAUGUUGUUACCAUGGAGCAGUUGAUUGUUUCAAGUUAUUAAGAACGAAAUUUCAAUCACCAAUAACUCAAACAUGUCUUCAAUUAUCUUUUUUAGGAGGAAAUCCGGAGAUCAUGAGUGAAUGUUUGAAAUAUCAGAAACCAAAUAGAGAAUGCAUGGAUUAUGCAAUUAUUUCACACAACAUUGAUUUUGUUACGUUCUUGAUGAAUGAAUACAAUAAAUUUAUCAAUUUAGAUUGUUGUGCAGUGCAUUGUAAUCUUGAUGCAUUUUUAGUUUAUUUCGACCAAACUAAUGAUGUUGACAAAUGCUUUGUUUAUUCAGUGAUGUUUAAUAUUCCAUCUCUUUGUGAAUAUUUCCUAUCAACUGGUGCAAAUAUCAAUGAAAAAGAUAUUGAUGGGAAAACCGCUCUUCAUAUUGCAGCACGUUAUAAUUGUAUAGAAACAGUCGAACUUCUUAUAUCACAUGGCGCAAAUAUCAACGAAAAAAAUAAAGAUGGAGAAACUUCUCUCCACAUUGCAGCAAAUAAUAAUAGUAAAGAAACAGCCGAACUUCUUAUAUCAAAUGGUGCGAAUAUCAAUGAAAAAAAUGAUGAUGCAGGAACCGCUCUUCAUAUUGCAGCAUUCGAAAAUCAUAAAGAAACAGUCGAGCUUCUUAUAUCACAUGGUGCAAAUAUCAAUGAAAAAAAUGAUUAUGGAGAAACUGCUCUUCAUGUUGCAGCAUAUAAUAAUAGUAAAGAAACAGCCGAAAUUCUAAUAUCACAUGGUAUAAAUAUCAAUGAAAAAGAUGAUGACGGAGGAACUGCUCUUCAUAAUGCAGUAUAUUAUAAUUAUAAAGAAACAGCCGAACUUCUUAUAUCACAUGGUAUAAACAUCAAUGCAAAAAAUGAUAAUGGAAGAACUGCUCUUCAUGUUGCAGUAUAUGAUAAUAGGAAAGAAAUCGCCGAACUUCUUAUAUCACAUGGUGCGAAUAUCAACGAAAAAAAUAAUGAUGGAAAAACCGCUCUUCAUACUGCAGCAUCUAACAAUAGUAAAGAAACAGCCGAAAUUCUAAUAUCACAUGGUGCAAAUAUCAAUGAAAAAGAUGAAUAUGGACAAACCGCUCUUGAUACUGCAACAUUUUUUAAUCAUAAAGAAACAGCCGAACUUCUUAAAUCACAUGAUAUAAAGAUUAAUAAAAAAGAUAAUGGAGGGACAAAACGCUCUUCAAAUUGCAGUAUAUUAUAA
Messenger RNA from Trichomonas vaginalis G3, 1764 nucleotides. RefSeq names its product protein ubiquitination. The coding region runs from base 1 to 1764 and encodes 587 amino acids. The transcript has a single exon. The record is from RefSeq and is a predicted model, not a curated record. Gene Ontology annotation, molecular function: protein binding. Lineage: Eukaryota; Parabasalia; Trichomonadida; Trichomonadidae.